This is a messenger RNA of Leishmania braziliensis MHOM/BR/75/M2904, 3243 nucleotides long. RefSeq names its product putative DNA repair and recombination protein, mitochondrial precursor. Gene Ontology annotation, molecular function: DNA helicase activity; ATP hydrolysis activity. The transcript has a single exon. The record is from RefSeq and is a predicted model, not a curated record. Gene Ontology annotation, biological process: telomere maintenance; DNA repair. The coding region runs from base 1 to 3243 and encodes 1080 amino acids. Lineage: Eukaryota; Euglenozoa; Kinetoplastea; Trypanosomatida; Trypanosomatidae.
AUGGACGUGACACUGCUCGAGUCGAACACACACAUAAAGGACCAGCUUGUUGAGGCGCUCGCGCCGCCAGCUGCGGCCGAGUAUGCAGAAUGGCUUCGCCAGCAAAGGUACGAUGACAGCGUCAGCGACGCAGAGACGGCAACGGCAGCGCUUAUGGCAUCGGAGCGGUGCAUUGACCCUGGGGAAGACACAAGCUUGCAGGAGGCGCUGAAUGCGGAGCUUUUCGCCGACGUCUCUCGAGCCAUCCGCAGGCAGCAGUGGUACCGGCCUCAUAGUAAGAAGGCGAAGCGUGGCAAGGCCGCCGUUGUCGUGCCUUCUACUCACGCUGAAACAAAGGGAGACCGUUUCACAGAUGCAGCGCGCCUGUCAGAGGUGCCUCCCAGCCGCGAGGGCGUGGUGCCGACUCCUGCCGCCCACUCAGCACCUUCCCCGCCUCCAGACGAAGGUGCAGAUGGCGCCGUUGGCGGUGCGCUGCCGUCACCCCAUCACAAAGCCUCCACUGUCUCAUUCAGAGCACCGAGAGGGGAUGGCGAGACUGCGCAGACGGCGGGGUCGGACGCACUCGUCUACAACAUUUUUACGCGCCGCGUCACCAAGGCUAGUUCGACGAGCAUUCGCUCGCUGGCACUGAUGGGUAUCGGCGUCGACCAAACCACGCGAGAGCUCUGCGUGACCGACGGCGAGGCACUACGAAAUCUAGCUGGUGCGCUGCGUGCCCACCAUGUCUCCUGGCCGCAGCUCUGGUCGCGCGGUCCCCUUUAUCGCCAGAUAGAGCGUCUUCUGAGCGAUGCGACGGUGGAGGACCCGGUGGAACGAGUGGCUGGCCUUCUGAAGCUGCAGUACAACCGAUCUCAUCUGCAGUGGCAAAAGCCUGGCCUUGUCGUAUGCGGAGACGCCGCAGGGUCGGUGCAAGCGCCAUCGGCGGCAGAGGCGACCACCGCACCGCCUAGUGUGGCGGAGAGCAUCGAUGAGAAGCUCCUGACCCUUCAGGACCUUAACAUGGAGCAGCAAGCCGUUGUGCAGCUAGUCAUGCAGGGGCAUCACACCUACAUCGGUGGCGGUGCUGGCACGGGCAAGUCAGUGCUGCUCCGUGUCAUCAAGCAGCAACUUGUCUGUGAAGGCUUAGCUGUGGCUGUGACGGGGACGACUGGCAUUUCAAGUUCUCAGAUCGGCGGGUGCACGUUGCAUCACUGUCUCGGCAUCAGCCCCCUUGGCGAGUUCACGCGGCGCAAAGACUUGAGCAGCUACGACGUCAUUAUCAUUGAUGAAGUGUCGAUGCUGUCACGGGAACUUUUCGAGUCACUGGAGGUGCACUUGCGCCGCGCCAACAACCUCAACCUCCCCUUCGGCGGUGUGCAGAUGAUAUUGAGCGGCGACUUUCUGCAGCUCGGCGCCAUCCACGCGCAGCCUCUUAUCACGUCUCCUGUCUUCCGUCGCAACUUUAUCCAGUUGAAGUUGCACACGCUGGUACGGCAGAACCGAGACCUGCGCUUUGCCGCUCAGCUGCAACAGCUGCGGCGUGGAAUGGUGCCACUGGACCUGCGAAAAUCGGUGCGGUUCAUGUCACGAGACCAGGUGGUGGCAGAGCAUCAGGCAGCAGCUGUGCUGCGUGCGCGCCAGCAGGCUCAGCUGCAGCAGGUCCUGUCAACCACAGCCACCGAGUCCACCGCAGACCCACACAGAGAGGCAUGGGCGACUUCCGAUGGCGCUGAUGCGAGCCUUCGGACUCAGUCAGCAUCGGCGACCACGCCAGUGACUCCAUUUCCACAAGCUGGGCACCGCGACAGCGUGGCUGCGGUUGUGGACGGUGCUGUGAACCUCCUGCCGACAAAUCGCGAGGUCGAUGCGACAAACACUGAGCAGCUGGACAGACUGGAGGGGGAGCUCAUCACGUACACGCCUCAGCUCCUGCCCCCUUCCCUCGUGGGCAGCUGGUCUCCGACCUACGUGCUCCGCAUCUGUGCUCCACAGAAGCUGAACAUGAAGACGUUUACACUGGAGAUACAGCGGUACCUCACCGCGUUCUACACCCACGGCCAACGCGCGUCGUCACAGGUGUCGCGAUGCUUGUCAGCGCGGCCGGCGAGUAUCGAAAGAGGUACCGCAGCUUUCUCAAGCGCUGCAGCAGCGUCGGCAAACUUCAGUGACGGCUCGUGGCUUCUGGGCCCCAGCCUCAACGAGCGCAGCAUCGUGUUAUACCCCCUCUUCGUCGACGCCUUGGCCCUCCGGGUGCGCCUGCCGCUGACCAUGGGCAAGGAAGAGGGGCAGCAGUUCUUGCUGUACCUCAGUGAGCUAGACCGCCACCUCGAAGUCAUCGACAGCGGCGUACGGGUCCGUGACGUCCUCAUGCACGCGGACGGGAUGCACACGGAGCAGGAUGAGUUCACUCUAUUGCAGUACGCCCAACACACUCCUGUUGCCCGACCGCUGGGGCUGAAGAUCGGCGCUCGUGUGAUGCUCCGCACCAACCUUGCCCCAGGGCUCGUGAACGGAAGCCUGGGCACCGUCGUGGGCUUUCGCAAGCUGCAAAUCAACCAGCUGCCGCGCUACAUUGUUGGCAAUGCUCAGCGGGAGGAGUCCAUCCUGCGGUACGCCGACUACUUGCAGUACGAGCAAGGCUUUGACGUGCCACUGGUCCCCGUCUUGGACUUCAACGGGCGGCAGGAGGUCAUCCCGCCGGUGACACAUUUUGUCGGCGGGCGGUCGAAUACGCACUUCUACAGCCUGGGGAUUGUCGCCCUGCCGCUCUCCUUAGCCUACGCCUUCACAGUGCAUAAGGUGCAGGGGCUCACCCUGGUGGGUCGCGUGCACCUCGAGCUGUCCCGCAUGUGGCCAUGCGAGCACCUGCUGUACGUGGCCAUGAGUCGCGUGCGCAACCCGGAGCAGCUGUCCGUCUCCUCCUUUCACCCCAGCCUGGUGCGUACGGCGGCAGACUGCCUUCUUUUCGAUGACAGUCUGCCACCGGUGACGCAAGCGAGAAUCGCACCGUACAUGGUGGCGGCAACCUGGCGUCGCUCACGGGAGCGACGCAAGAAGGUGGUACUGAUGAAGCAACUCGAGACCCACGUGAAAAAGCGCCAGCAGAAAUUGAAGAGUGAGGCGAGCAAAGGCAACAUCCGCGCAGAAAUUCAGCUCCUGGAGGAGAAGAUGCUGAAGCAGCGGGCAAGAGCGUCGGCAGCGCGCAGCAAGCACUAUAACACCUCCAGUAAGCAAGGUGCUGUAGCCGACUCCCCGACAGUCUGA